AUGAGUGCCUCCGGGCACCAUGGCAAGCCGGAAGGCGAGAUGUUCUUCAAUCGCCCCUCCGAUCGCGACUCACCCACCAUCGUCGAGCCACUGCGCAUCAAUAAGAGAACUUCCAGCGCAUCCUCUGGAAUGCCUUCAACCACCGGCAAGCAAAGCCCUGCUCCCCAGCAACCACCUCAAAGUACAACGGUGUAUCCUAUGCCUUCCCUGCCUUACCCCGAUGAAUAUUCCAGGCAGCAAUCAGAGUCUUCAAGAACCAAUGGCUCCCCCGCACCGAAUCCGUAUCCAUAUCCCGAUGUGAGAAGAGUGACUUCUCCAGAAGGGAUUGGUAGCGCAGGCAGUGGAACAAGACAACAGGCUAAGAGAACGACUUCGGGAGAUGGACGACAGGGCCAAACUCUGGCAGAGCGACGCGGGACCAUGCCCAAACCUUUACCAGAGUCACCGGGACCCGACGCCCCAGAUAAAGACGGGCUCUUCCAACGAACCCCUCAACGAGGUGAUCCUCCAUUGACGGCGCCCAUGCCCGGCAUUCAGAAUCAACAGCAGUACUGGCCACCGCCAUCAGCCUCGUCUGCCGCCGAUGCUCUCAGCAGGCUACAGAUCAGAGAUCCUUCCUCGAUUAAUCGCAUCAGCUCUACCGCUUCGACAUCGACGACGCGUGCUCAGCGAGGGUCACCUCCUCCACCAGAGACACCAAUUGUGGCUCCUGGCGCAAGACCCCAGACGGACAUAGAAGCCCGCUAUGCAGCAUCGGGAAUUGCCGGUACGGCCACCUUGACCAGCUUACAAGCUCAAAGCGUAGCCGCGCAACAGAGAGCCGCUCAGUAUGGGAUUGCAUCUCAGCCAAACCAGACGCAGAGCAGUGACCCCCCGAGGCGGCCAUGGACACCAACCGAAGUCCCAGGCAGCAGCUCUCAUCCAGCCCCUACAGUCUACCAGGGCAUGGGUGAGGCCCAACCUUCUCCUCCAGCGGCAGCACCAGCACCAGCAUCUCAAUCGAGACCGAUCCAGUCUCCAGGUCGGACCCAGCAUCCUGUUGAAAGUGAGAUAUCAAGAGUACAGCCUCACGAAGAACCCCCGCCGGCAUAUUCCCAAGUUUCCGGCCCCGCCGCGGCCGCCGCGCGACUCCAAAAUGAGAAGAACCGACGAAGUGUCGCCGGUGGAAGCACUCCGGCAUCAACAGCAGGACCAGCUCCUCAGGCGAGCCCUAUGCCUGGAACACACAUGCCCAAUCAAUCGGAUCAUCCGGCUUUUGCUAAUGAUCCCCGACAGACCGCCCCGAGCGUGGCAGCUCAUCAAACCGUCAAUGGCCCGGUGCAUCCCGCUCAGCAAGCCAUGCCUCAAACUCCGUCGCAAAUCCCUCCAGCGUCUCCUCCUCCGCUCCCGGAGGGAUGGAUAGCCCACAUGGACCCCAACUCUGGACAAUAUUAUUAUAUCCAUCUUCCGACCCAGUCGACUCAAUGGGAGUUCCCCAAAGGUCCAACACCACUGAACUUGAAUGACACACCAUUAUCACCCGUGGCUAGUGUCUAUCAAAAUCCUCUGGCAUCUCCUGGACUCUCUUUUGCUCAGAAACCAAUGGCAUCCCCGGGGCUCCCCUUGACUCCGGGAUACGACCAACAGAGUGUCAUGGGCUUGUCGAAUCCGGCCGCUUUCACAGGGCCACCACCGAGCAGUGGAGUUGAUUUAUACAAAGUCGUGGCUACUAAUGGAGUUUAUUUUGGUCCCUACCUCCGUUAUGCCAAUAUGGAUAUCGAUCGAGGCAUUUGGUAUGGGUCAAUUCUUUUAGUCACAGACGCACCGCAACCGCCGACGAUACACAUCCACCAAAGUGUCGACUUGUCACCCAACCCGCGCCAAUUGAAAGCGGCCAACAUUUCGACGCAUCAGCGCUGGACGUUCUACAAAUACGACAUUGAUCUUCGAAUGGAGGAGUCGGAACCAGCGAAGUGGACAUACGCCAUCACGUCCCAUCUUGGCUGUACACGAUAUGAAUUCCUGGUCGCUGGCAAGCACGAGACAAACUGGCGGUUCAUUGCCACGUCCGGAAAUGACUUUUCGUUGAACGUCAGUGCCAAUGAGCGCACGAGAUUGGGCGGUGUCGGUUUCAUGUGGAAGGAUAUUAUGCAAAAACAUGCGGAAUGCGGUGGAUUCCAUUGUCAGCUUGGGCUAGGAAGCCAAAUUUAUGCUGACAGACUCUGGAAAGAGAUCCCUUCGCUAAAACAAUGGUUGGCGAUGAGCGGGAAGGAGAACCGAAAGAAUGCGGUUUGGACGGCAGCUCACGAAGAGGACGUGACCCAUGCAUACUUUCAUUACUACACCAGCCAUUUCGACCAGCCGUAUUUGCGCGAAGCUUUUGCUCAAAUACCUCAUAUUUUGAUAAUUGAUGAUCAUGACAUUUUUGAUGGUUUCGGAUCUUAUCCCGAAUAUAUGCAAUUCAGCAACAUGUUCAAGAAUAUUGGACGUAUCGGCAUCGAGAUGUACCUGCUUUUCCAGCACCACACCACUUUAGAACUUCUCCGCAACGUGUCGGACGACCGAGACUUAUUCACCAUCACAGGAACUGGAUGGCAUUUUGUCAAAUUCCUCGGCCCCGCUGUGGCUGUGGUGGGUCCAGAUACAAGAAGCGAACGGAAUCCUCACCAGGUCAUGGCCGGCCCGACGUAUCAAGGUCUCUUUCCCAAAAUUGCAUUGCUCCCACAGACCAUCCAGCAUUGUAUUUUGAUGAUCGCGGUGCCGUUGAUCUACCCCAGGCUUGAUGCAGCUGAGCAAAUUGCUCAUACGAUGGCCACCGGAAAGAAAGCGGUGACGGGUGCGUAUAAUGUUCUGGGGAAAGUCACAAGUUCUGUAGCAGGAGUGGUGGGAGCCAAGGGCGCGGUGGGCUCUGGAUUUGAUUCGGUCAAACGUGCCGUCGGCAAAUCAGGAUUGAUGGGAGGCAUCCUGAGUCCCUUUGGAGAUAUCGAUGUUCUAGACGAGUUGAAAGACCAGUGGACGCACGAGUCAAAGGAUCUCGAACGGACCUACUUCAUUCGUACGCUACAAGGAAUCUCUCACCAGAGGUCCAUUCGCAUGACGUUUAUCUCCGGUGCUGUCAACACCUGUGGUGCAGGUUUAGUGCAUGACCCGUCGCAUCCAUCCGAUCACAAGACGAUGUAUCAACUCAUUUCAUCGUCGGUGGUGAACACGCCUCCUCCCGGAUAUGUCAUGAAAUUGCUCAACAACAACAAACCGCUUUACAUUCCGGCAAACGGACAGAGAUCGACUCCCUCGCAGCCGACUGAUACCAAAGAAGACAUGAUGGAAAUCUUCACACACGAUGUGACCGGCCAACCAAGCAACAACCGGAAACUGAUGGCAAGGAGAAAUUACGUGGCGGUGGUGGUUUAUGAUCCCGAAGUGGUGAACGGAACUUUUGGCCAGACCGGCAUGAACCGAGGAUCGGGCAAGUUGAGUCUGGCAGCAGACUUCUUGGUGCAGGGAGAGGGCACAUAUGGGAAUGUAGUGAAAUUUGGACCAGUCGUUGUACCGAGCUUGGAGUAUGGACGUUGA
Molecule: messenger RNA, 3552 nt
Organism: Rhinocladiella mackenziei CBS 650.93
Lineage: Eukaryota; Fungi; Ascomycota; Eurotiomycetes; Chaetothyriales; Herpotrichiellaceae
Exons: 3
Coding region: 1-3552 (1183 amino acids)
Cellular component (GO): membrane
Molecular function (GO): protein binding
Source: RefSeq, a predicted model, not a curated record